This is a messenger RNA of Python bivittatus (Burmese python), 1128 nucleotides long. It is a transcript of the gene WNT16, whose product is annotated as Wnt family member 16. Gene Ontology annotation, biological process: neuron differentiation; cell fate commitment; multicellular organism development. Gene Ontology annotation, cellular component: extracellular region. The record is from RefSeq and is a predicted model, not a curated record. Lineage: Eukaryota; Metazoa; Chordata; Lepidosauria; Squamata; Pythonidae. Gene Ontology annotation, molecular function: cytokine activity; frizzled binding.
AUGGAGAAAGGGGCGCCCUUGGGACUGCCUCGCCUGUGCGUGCUGUGGACGGCGGUGCUGUGGGAACUCUGCCCCUGCGGCGCCCACGCCGACUGGAUGUGGCUGGGUAUUGCCUCCUUUGGUGUCCCAGAGAAAUUGGGUUGUGGUAACCUGCCGCUGAAUGGUCACCAAAAAGACCUGUGCAAGAAGAAGCCCUACCUCCUGCACAGCAUCCAAGAAGGAGCACGCUUGGGCAUCCAGGAAUGCCAGAGUCAGUUCAGACAUGAGCGGUGGAACUGUCUACUCUCUCCGGAAACGGUGUCUGCACUUUCCACUAAUCCUUCAUCCAUCUCCGUCUCUCCUGCUUUCUCCGUCUUUGGCUAUGAGUUGAGCAGCGGUACCAAAGAAACAGCAUUUAUCUAUGCUGUGAUGGCAGCUGGCCUCGUGCACUCAGUGACACAUUCAUGCAGCGCAGGGAACAUGACUGAAUGUGCCUGUGAUUCCAUGUUGCAAAACAGUGGUUCAGCUAAUGAAGGCUGGCACUGGGGUGGAUGUUCUGAUGAUAUCCAGUAUGGAAUGUGGUUGAGCAGAAAGUUCUUAGAUGGUCCUACAAAAAACAUCACUGGGAAAGAUAGAAAUGGAUUGAUAGUCAUGAAUCUGCAUAAUAACGAAGCAGGAAGACUGGCAGUAGCAAAAUUGAUGUCCAUCGAUUGCCGCUGUCAUGGUGUAUCUGGUUCUUGUGCUUUGAAAACUUGCUGGAAAACCAUGUCAUCCUUUGCAAAAGUUGGCAGUUUUUUAAAAGAAAAGUAUGAGAACAGUAUCCAGGUUUCUUACAGACUAAGAAAAAAAAUACGCAGGAAAGAAAAAAGCCAACGGAUGAUCCCAAUCCACAAAGAAGACCUGCUCUAUAUCAACAGAUCGCCCAAUUACUGUAUGGAAGAUCGCAAACUGGGGGUCUCUGGGACGCAAGGAAGGGGAUGCAACCGCACAUCAGCGGGGUCUGAUGGAUGCAACCUCCUCUGCUGUGGCCGUGGAUAUAACACUCAGGUAGUCAGGCACGUGGAGAGAUGCGAGUGCAAAUUUGUUUGGUGUUGCUACGUACGCUGCAGAAGAUGCGAGACCGUGACUGACGUUCAUACUUGCAAAUGA